Molecule: messenger RNA, 3177 nt
Organism: Lynx canadensis (Canada lynx)
Lineage: Eukaryota; Metazoa; Chordata; Mammalia; Carnivora; Felidae
Gene: HAUS6
Product: HAUS augmin like complex subunit 6
Exons: 17
Coding region: 276-3140 (954 amino acids)
Biological process (GO): spindle assembly
Cellular component (GO): mitotic spindle microtubule; HAUS complex
Molecular function (GO): microtubule binding
Source: RefSeq, a predicted model, not a curated record
GCAGCGCCGGCGUUUACCGCCUUUCCGGAAGCGCGGGAGUCUUGGUCUCUAUUACCUUCGCUUAGGCAGUUGUACCGUAGUACCGUUAGGUUCUUCAUUUCCCUGAGACUUUACGGCCGUUUGAGGUGAAAUGGCUCCGGGCGAGAGAGGAACAAACGGUGGCAAUGGAGGGGCCGCCACUACCUCAGGCUGCCCGUAGGGAGGGAGCAUGAGGGGCCUCUGAGUCGUUUGGGCCUGCCCUUAGUUCCUUUGCAGUAAUACUGCCUACCGCGAAGAUGAGCUCGGUCUGGGUCACCUCUUUCGAGAAGGAGCAUCUUUGGAUGUAUCUGCAGGCGCUCGGCUUUGAGCCAGGCCCGGCCACCAUUGCCUGCGGAAAGAUCGUGUCUCACACGCACCUCGGAGUGAACAUGUUUGACAAGCUGAAUCGUGAUGCCUUUCAAAUCGUUUCUUAUUUUUUGUUCCAAACGCUGGACCAGUCUCUCACCAAAGAAGUUUUCAAGCUUUGUUGGCCUCCGUUUGACCAAAAAAGUGACACUGAAUUCCGGAAACAUUGCUGUGAAUGGUUAAAAAAGAUUUCUGCUGAAUGUGGAAGUGGCUUUCCUCAAGUUGUUGGUUCACUAUUUCUUUCUCCUGGUGGUCCUAAAUUUAUUCAUCUGAUGUAUCAUUUUGCAAGAUUUGUUGCAAUAAAAUAUAUAAAAACCCAUUCUAGAAAUUCAUCUAUACAUUUUACAGAGACAUUUAAUGUAAAGCCACAAGAUAUGCAUAAAUGCAUUGCCAGAUGCCAUAUAGCACGCAAUAGAUUUUUACAUAUUUUGCAAAGAGAAGAUUGUGUUAUCCGAGAGUAUCAGGAAAAUGCACAAUUGUCAGUUAAACAAGUACAAAAUUUGAGAUCAGAGUGUAUGGGACAGGAAAACCAAAUAAAAAAAAUGGAACCCUAUGAUGACCAAAGUAAUAUACAAGAGAAAAUCCAAAAGGUGCGGUCAUUGUGGGCCUCAGUGAAUGAAACACUCACGUUUUUGGAAAAAGAAAGAGAAGUUGUUAAUGCAGUCCUUAGUCUUGUUAACCAGUAUACUUUAGAUGGAACUAAUGUCGCUAUCGAUAUUCCAAGGCUCUUACUUGACAAAAUUGAGAAACAAAUGGGUCAGUUGCACAUAGGAAAUGUUUAUGAGGCUGGAAAAUUGAACCUGUUAACAGUUAUUCAGUUAUUAAAUGAAGUUUUGAAAGUAGUGAAAUACGAACGUUAUCAGGCUGACCCAGCAAGACUGACAAUAGACCUUCAAUUCCUUGAAAAAGAGACCAAACUUCAGAGAGAAAGAUUAUCAGAUCUGAAGCGUAUGAGGUGUAAAGUAAAAGAAGAUCUCACAACUAUAAAACAUUCUGUUGCUGAAAGGCAAGGAGAAUGGCAUAAAAAGUGGAAAGAAUUUCUUGGUCUGUCUCCUUUCAGUCUAGUUAAAGGUUCGACUCCAGCUGUGGAUCUUUUACCACCAAUGUCUCCCCUUUCAUUUGAUCCUGCCUCGGAAGAAGUGUAUGCUAGGAGUAUUCUUUUGCGGUAUCCUGCUUCACUUCCAGAUAUACCUAAGCAACAUAACCAAGAAAAUGAUUGCAGGAGAGCCAGUGAUAUACCGGCAACUUUACAUGAUCUAACCAACAGACCUGCUUCUUUCCUGUUGCAGCCAGUUUCAUCAUUGGGUAGAAACAGUGUUAGACUGCUUGAAAAGGACAUGAAGAUAAGAACUCCUAGAGAAGGAAAUGAAACACCUUCUAAGGAAACACCAAAAUUUGAAAUGGAAGGCUCUUCAUCAUCAAAUACUGCAAGAAAUACAGAGAAUACUGCAUUUGCAGGGUCUCUGCCAGCUAAAAAUAGUGAUCCAUUCCAAAAAGAGCAGGAUCAUAUGGUAGAAGAGGUUGCAAGGGCAGUUUUAUCUGACUCACCACAGCCCUCUAAAGGAAAAGAACUAAAAUUACAGGAACUAAUUGAUACUCUAGUUUCUAACCCAUUCUUAACAAGGAACCAAAUUCCCCGAACGCCAGAAAAUUUGAUAAGCGAAAUUAGGAGCUCAUGGAGAAAAGCUGUGGAAAUGGAAGGUAAUAGAAGUACAGAACUAAUACAGAUGGAUACCGAAGAUAGAGAAAUAUCACCAGAAUCCUUACCUGUGUUGCAUAAUCAAAGAGAAUUUAGCAGGACCAGUUUUCUCUCAGCAACCUCUGUGUCCGAUUCUAGCCAUUUCCAUUUGCCUGAAGAGAAAGUUGUUUCCGAUUGCCUCAAGUGUGUGCCUCAGAAACAUGCGGGGACCAGUCACAUUGGUGGACUGUCAACACAACAUCAGUCAGAUGUGUUAAACAAGAAAAUAAUGGACAAGCAAGGUUUGGAGUGUGCAGCGUUACAGAACAGGCUUUUAGAAACUAGCCAAACAGAGACAUUCUCCCCUGCUGUAGGUAAUAGGAGAGUUGUGAUGGGCAGCAGUGAAGAGGAACAUGUUAAAAUAGCAGACCACUCAAAAGCUUCUUACAAAGAACCUUUCGUGCAUAAAAGUAUGUUAUGGGACUCUUUUCAAGUAUCAAGUGGAAUUAGUUCCACAAGUUUAAAGGAUAUUGAUUUUGGCAUAUUACAUGAAACUCUUCCAGAAGAAGUUGGUCACUUAAGUCUUAAUAGCUCCAGUAGUACAGAGGCCAAUUUUAAACUGGAACCAGAUAGUCCUGUGCACAGUGGCAUUUUUCCCGAGGAUGUUGUGGGAGAAAGACCAACUACUCCAGAAUCAGACUUUAAUUUACAGGGUAUUUGCCGUAGAUAUGAAGCUCUGAAAAAAUCUCUGUCCAAGAAAAGAGAAGAAACUGACUUUUCCAAUCCUGAAACACUUGAAAGACACAAACCAGAAUUGAGCCCUACUCCCAGAAACAUGCAAACAGAUGAUAUGCUUGACUUUUUGAACAGUCAUGAUUUGCACACUGACUAUACAAAACCGUCUUUACGCAUGUCCCUUGGUGAAAGAAAACAGUCUCUUUCACCACUAAUUAAGUUUUCUCCAGUGGAACAAAGAUUGAGAACCACAGUACCAUGUAGUUUUGGAGAACUUCUACCUAACUUAAAAGAAGAAGUCUUGAAUAAGAGCCUUGAUGAAACAAAUCUCCAUCAGACUUGAAAAGAUGAAAGCAGAAGCCCAGUUAAUUCAACUAUGA